Staurois parvus is the source of this 888-nucleotide messenger RNA. The record is from the annotation of a GenBank genome assembly. Lineage: Eukaryota; Metazoa; Chordata; Amphibia; Anura; Ranidae.
AUGGUGAAGCACCCCAACAUCCUGCAGCUGGUCAAUGUGUUUGAGACACAGGAAUAUUUUAUCUUCCUGGAGCUAGCUUCAGGCCAGGAAGUGUUUGACUGGAUCCUGGAUCAAGGUUAUUACUCAGAGAAGGAUACAGGUGACGUCAUCCGGCAGGUCCUGGAGGCUGUGGCCUAUCUUAACUCACUGUGUAUUGUACACAGGAACCUCAAGUUGGAGAACUUCUUGUAUUAUAACCGUUUGAAGAAUUCCAAAAUAGUCAUCAGUGACUUUCAUUUGGCUAAAUUGGAGACAAGCCUCAUCAAAGAGCCUUGUGGCACACCUGAGUACCUGGACCCAGAGGUAGUCGCACUCCAGCGAUAUGGUCGGCCUGUGGAAUGCAGGGCCAUCGGAGUUAUUUUGUACAUACUCUCUGGGAACUCUCCAUUCUACAAUGAGAUGGAGGAGCAAGAUUACGAAAAUUAUGACAAGAACCUGUUCCGGAAGAUUCUACAUGGCGAUUACAAGUUUGACUCUCAAUAUCGGGAUGAUAUUUCUCUAGCAGCCAAAGAUUUGGUGUCCCGUCUGAUGGAGGUGGACCAGGACCAGAGGGUGACAGCAGUGGACACCAUUAGCCAUGAAUGGAUUUCAGGGAAUGCGGCAUCCGAUAAAAACAUCAAGGGCGGAGUGUGUGCGCAGAUUGAGAAGAACUUUGCAAAAGCCAAAAUGGAAGAAAGCUAUGUGGGCGACCACAAUGAUGAUGAAGCGCCUGAGGGCACCAGAACAGACCAAGACCUCAUCUCCAUCUAUGGGCAGAGAGCGGACGCCAGGUCUGACUACCCCUGCAAUGUCACCUGCCAGCACCACAGCUUUAGAAGAGCCAUCCCCGCUCAGCCCCUCGAUGUUUGA